AUGAGCUCCCAACUCCACAACACUUUGCUCCUGCUCCCGCUCUUCGCCGCCGCCGCUGCUUUGGGCCGCGGCGGCGCAGGCGGCGCCGCCUCGACUGCGCCGUCGCUGGAGUUCCACCACCGGUUCUCCGCACCGCUGCGGCGGUGGGCGGAGGCCCGAGGGCGCGCGCUCCCUGGCGGGUGGCCGGCACCCGGCAGCGCCGCGUACGUCGCCGCCCUUGCCGGGCACGAUCGCCACCGCGCGGUGUCGGCUGCAGGAGGCGGUAGCAGCGGCGCACCUCCACUCACUUUCGCCGAGGGAAAUGCCACCCUCAAGGUCAGCAACCUCGGAUUUUUGCACUAUGCUCUUGUGACCGUUGGCACACCGGGCCAGACGUUCAUGGUGGCGCUGGACACAGGCAGCGACCUCUUCUGGCUGCCUUGCCAGUGUGACGGCUGCACACCGCCAGCGACUGCUGCUUCUGGAUCAGCUACAUUUUACAUCCCUGGUAUGUCAUCAACUAGCAAAGCAGUUCCGUGCAAUAGCAACUUUUGUGAUCUUCAAAAAGAAUGCUCCACAGCAUUGCAAUGUCCAUACAAGAUGGUGUAUGUCUCUGCGGGCACAUCAUCUUCUGGAUUUUUAGUUGAGGAUGUGCUUUAUCUCUCAACAGAGAAUGCCCAUCCUCAAAUUCUCAAGGCACAAAUAAUGCUUGGUUGUGGACAGAAUCAAACUGGGUCAUUUCUGGAUGAUGCUGCUCCUAAUGGUCUUUUUGGACUUGGAAUAGAUGAGGUUUCAGUUCCCAGCAUUUUAGCACAGAAAGGUCUGACAUCUAAUUCCUUCUCGAUGUGCUUUGGUCGUGAUGGUAUUGGGAGAAUCAGCUUUGGAGACCAAGGCAGCUCAGACCAAGAAGAGACACCUCUUGACAUCAACCAACAACAUCCCACAUAUGCCAUCACUAUAAGUGGGAUUACUAUUGGAAAUAAACCAACAGAUUUGGACUUCAUUACAAUUUUCGACACUGGUACCUCCUUCACAUACUUGGCAGACCCAGCGUAUACUUAUAUUACCCAGAGUUUUCAUGCACAAGUUCAGGCAAAUCGCCAUGCUGCUGACUCCAGGAUUCCUUUUGAAUAUUGCUACGAUUUGAGCUCUAGUGAAGCAAGAUUUCCAAUUCCUGAUAUAAUCCUAAGAACAGUUACUGGAAGUCUGUUUCCUGUUAUUGAUCCAGGGCAAGUAAUCUCCAUUCAGGAACAUGAGUAUGUUUAUUGCCUGGCAAUUGUCAAGAGCAGGAAGCUCAACAUUAUUGGACAAAAUUUCAUGACUGGUCUUCGUGUGGUGUUCGAUCGAGAAAGGAAAAUUCUUGGAUGGAAGAAAUUUAAUUGUUAUGAUACUGAUAGUUCAAAUCCUCUCUCCAUCAACUCCCGGAAUUCAUCAGGUUUCUCAUCUUCAACCACUGAGAACUACUCUCCUCAGGAAACAAGGAACCCAGGUGGUGCUUCCCAGUUGAGACCCCUGAACAAUUCAUCACCAGCAGCCUUAUAUGAUAGCUUGCUCAUGAUGCUUAUUUUGGUCCACUUGGCCAUUAUGUUCUGA
Miscanthus lutarioriparius is the source of this 1572-nucleotide messenger RNA. NCBI's taxonomy places the organism in Eukaryota, Viridiplantae, Streptophyta, Magnoliopsida, Poales, Poaceae. The record is from the annotation of a GenBank genome assembly.